This is a messenger RNA of Pangasianodon hypophthalmus (striped catfish), 1770 nucleotides long. Its product is annotated as microfibril-associated glycoprotein 3. The record is from RefSeq and is a predicted model, not a curated record. Lineage: Eukaryota; Metazoa; Chordata; Actinopteri; Siluriformes; Pangasiidae. The transcript is spliced from 3 exons. Bases 99 to 884 code for a protein of 261 amino acids.
GGUAUGUGAAAUGCGCGCGUGCGCCGCCGGACAGGUAAAACCGGUCACACACCUGCACAGCCUCAGACCCGGAAGUGAGUGUGAGUUCUGUCUCCAGAAUGAAGCAGGUGUUGUUCCUCAGUGUGUUCUGCGUGCUGGUGUGUGUCCGAGGCGGGGAGAGUGUGUCGGCUGUGAGUGUGAAGGACCUCUCUGAGCUGCCCUCUCUGGGGGUCAUCGCUGCGAAGGAGGGCGCGAGUGUAGUGAUCAGGUGUAACGCGAGUGAGCUUCAUGAGCACAUCGAGUGGUACGACUCUGAGGGACGCGUCCUGAGCGGAAACGACUCCAGAGGAAGACGGGUCACGGUGGAUAAAGACACGCUGAACAUCACCAGCGUUUCAUUCGAGGAUCGUGGACGGUACACGUGCAUCUCACGGAGCUCAGAGGGCAUCUCCAACUACACGGUGACGCUGAGAGUGAGCUACACCUCCAGCGGAUUGGGGCUUUACUACAUCAUCGUGUGCUUCAUCACCUUCACCAUCACCAUCAUCCUCAACAUGACCCGUCUGUGCAUGAUCAACACACACCUGCGCAAGACCGAGCGCGCCAUCAACGACUUCUUCCGCACCGACGGAGCAGAGAAACUGCAGAAAGCUCUGGAAAUCGCCAAGCGCAUCCCCAUCGUCACGUCCGCUAAAACCGUGGAGCUCGCGAAAGUCACGCAGUUUAAAACUCUGGAGCUGGCCAAGCAGAUGGAGGAGCUGGCGAGGAGCGUGCCUCUGCCUCCACUCAUCCUCACCUGCACCACGGCUGUGGAUGAAGCGGAGUGUGGAGGUCCAGCAGCUAUCGAACAUCAGGAGGAGGAACACAGUGAACAAGACGCCCUGAGCCGAGAGAUGAGAAAGUGAUGCAGGCUUUUUUUUUUUUAGAAAGCAAAGGAAAGAGAGAGAGAGAGAGAGAAGUCUGUGUGCUGUGGAAUUUAUUCUAACACACUUCACCUGGAUGAAGGAACAGUUUUAAUCUGCAGGUGAUGAAGCUUCCUGCAGUCAGAGAAAUGAAGAGCUCCUUCUGAACAGUUCUGAAUGUACAUUUUAUGGCUUUUCAGUAUUUUUGCGUGAUAUGUAGGAACUCAAUUUGGGAUGUUGCUCAGCUGGACAGUGGUGUGUGUGUGUGUGUGGGUGUGGGUGUGUGUGUGUGCACUCAGAAUUAAACUCUCACCAUGACUGUGCAACUCCUUGAGCUGAACCUAAAAUAUGUUUGACUCUCACUGUCAUUCCCCAAACCAGUUACACACAGUCCAAAGGUCACAGUUUAAAUAUUACAGACACACAGUAUAAAUGGAGUAGAGUCUCAGAAGCGAUAUUUACAGACAGAUAUAAACACAGAGAUGAACAGAUUCAGAGUAAAGUAAUAGGAAGAAACAUAAAUGUUCCUGAUGUAGUUCCAGCUUUCACCACCAGGUGGCAAUAAAACACAGCAACAGCCCCAAUGUCCAGCAACUACAGACUUUUAUUAUGUUUAUAUCUCUACUUCCUUUAUAUUGCGUGUGUAUUUUUAUUGUGUUUUUAAAUUGUAUGUUUCUCAGUCAGGCACUUUAACAUAGUGACAGUCACUUUGGUGCUGCAGUUUGUAAAAACAUGGUGGUAGUUACUGUGAUGUGUGUGAAAUGUGAGGAGAGGCGGACAGGUGGAGGUGAUCUUUGCUCUGUCAGCUCUUCUCUUAUCACUGUUUUAUCAUCAGUCAGAAUGUAAAGAAGUAAUAAAUCAUUUGUAAUCAGGACUUCAGAUGAUUAAA